AUUUGAGUUGGCCACGCGGCUCAAAUCAAAUGUUGCCUCAGUUUCAUUUUUGGUUUGAGCUUGCACUGGUUUGCUAACCCUUGCGUCAUCUUACUUGAGAUUGUAGUGCUCAAGGAAUAUGCGUGACUGCCGUGCUGUGCAGCUGCUGAGAAAAUUCUUCUGACAUGUGUGAUUGGCUGUCUCUUCCGAGCAGCAGCGCCUUCAGCAGCGGGGAAAUGCAGCCCCAAAAACACAGCUCCGUGAGGGUGGACCACCACCGGGCCGUGUCGGCCGACAGCCUGUUCAGACAGAUAUACGAUGACUCUGAAGAUGAGGACGAUGAGGAGGGCUACGCCGACCCGGUCCAAGACGAUCUGUACGCACGCAAGAUGGGCCUCAAACCCCAGCCUGCCGCCACUGCGUCCCAUGACAAGUUCUUGCCCAAGUUCUGGACUCCUGAAGAAGACGUUCACAUACAGAAAAUCAAACUGGGCUCUCAGAGGAGACCCUGGUACAAGAAGAUGCAAGGCUUCAGCUAUAAGAAGUCGGGCUCUUCGUCAGACGAAUCGGACUGCGACAUCAGUCCCUGGCUCUCCUCUGCCCCCUCUCCCUCUCACACCCACACACACGAGGCCUCGGCUCACACCACCACCCUCGUUGUGGGGAAAAGUCCUCACACCCAAGCACACUCUCCCCCACAGCUCCCCAAGAUACAGCCCCCUCUGUUACUGACCCCGCCCCUGGUAUUCCCUCCAGUGGACCCCGCCUCGGGUCCCAGACUGGUCAAAUGUGAGAGGUGGCCCCUGCUCGGGCGGCAAGACCCCCGCGAGCCCCUAGAUCCCUUCGAUUAUGAAAGCAUCAUCCCCGACUUGGAGAACGAUGACAUGUUUGCCAGGCGGACUCUGGCCUUCCAGUCCAACACGGACUUGGCGAUGAUGAAGACCAAGCUGACGGCCCGUCGUCCGCUCUACACGUCUGAGCCGCAGCUCAACAUCGUCACGCAACGCCACGCCGACGCCAGCACCGAGGAGAGCGAAUUCCCCGACAUCGAGCAGGACGAUGUGGUUUAUCGAAAGGAGAAAACGCAGCAGGAGCAGCGGCCGCUCUCCGGAGCCCCCGACAACUACGCCCCUAUGCCCGUCCCAGAACCAUGGGCACUGCCUCCGGAUCUCAAAGCCCGCCUCCUGUGCCCGCCGUGCCCUCUGACCAAAGAGGCAGGAGGAAGUAAACAGGUUGAGAACGAAACGCGUCCGAAAACAGAUGACAUGCUCGUCCGGAAAUUUGGGGUUGGUUCUGAUAAGAACUCACUCAGAGGCUCGUCAGCCAAUCAGAUGACGCCCUCAGUGCCUUCCUCCCGUAGCGAGGGCGACCUGCAAAAAUGGCAGGCGAUCAGGGAAGCCAGUCAGCUGAGAUACAAGAAGAAGCUUUUGGUGGAGAGACUGGCUGCUCUGAAGUCAUAAAAAAGUCAUUUCUGUAACUGUUCUCCUCCCGUCGUAGCUUUUUCUUCCGUUUAAUUUUCAGUUUUUAAUCGUUUUCGGUUUGUUUCAGUCUCAAACUAUAUUUCCUGUCUGAUGGUGAAGUGGUCUAAACGCAUGUCGAUCUAACUUGUAUAUGACUGAUAUGAAGGCUUUCACAGUGACAAAAAGGGAGUUUUAUAAUAUUUGGUCUUCUUUGUGAAGACUUAAAAUGUUCCUUCAGCGUUCACUGGAACUGUAAUUUCAGCAAAAACUGCGACUAAAGGAGCAAAACUUCUUUUUUUAAAAAAAAUCUUUUUUCCCUGUCAGAGAAAAAACAAAACAAGGAAUUGUGUGCAAAUGAAAGAAAAAGGUUUAUUAGGGUUUUCUGCAUGAUUGGAAUGUUGUUGGUUUUACUUUAGCGACACAUGGUAUGGUUAUGCUAAGAGGAUGGAUAGACAACGUGAUUUUGUUCAUCCUGAGCAUUUUAGAAACAAACCCACUCUCUGCAUUUUAUCUUUUGGUUUCAUUUCUCUUAUCGGAGCGAGUUUGUCUGUGAAUGAACAAAAUAUUCAAGCUUAAUAAAGGAAAAUCCGAGACUUAA
Molecule: messenger RNA, 2037 nt
Organism: Labrus bergylta (ballan wrasse)
Lineage: Eukaryota; Metazoa; Chordata; Actinopteri; Labriformes; Labridae
Source: RefSeq, a predicted model, not a curated record